AUUACAAGACCCACACAGUCAAAGAGGGAUGUCAACUAAAUAAUCAUGUGAUUCAUUAUAUGCGAGUAAGAACAGGCGUUUGUCUCCCACACGCUGAGUGCCCGCCGGUGUAUCACGUCCCCCUCGCUCGCUCUGCUGCUCUCUCAUCCGCCGGGCUGAGCGACUAAAGCAGCCUGACAGAUAAGAGCUAGGAGGGAAGAGGAAACGGAGCCACGGAGGUGGUGAGCAUCAACAUGGGGCCGAGACUGCUGCUGCUGGGGCUCGCGUGGGUCCUUCUGGUCGUCCAUACAACCAAUGUUCGAUGUCUAAACGGCGACGAGGACCAAAGCCAGGACACGGAGUGCAAGGUGAAAAGCGUUACCGUCUCGGCGCUGCCGUUUCUGAGGGAAAACGACCUGAGCAUCAUGCACAGCCCGUCGGCCUCCGAGCCCAAGCUGCUGUUCUCCGUAAGAAACGACUUUCCCGGAGACGUCGUGGUGGUGGACGACCUAGAAAACACAGAGCUCCCCUUUUUCGUCUUAGAGAUUUCUGGGAACUCUGAGGACAUCCCCCUGGUGCGCUGGAGACAGCAGUGGCUGGAGAAUGGCACUCUGCUCUUCCACAUCCACCAUCAGGAUGGCAGCCUGAACCUCCCAGAACCAACUGAAGACCCAGCCAAUGAUUCUGCCAAGGAGGAGCUUCGCAUCCUGCACAUCUCUGUCAUGGGCGGGAUGAUUGCCCUUCUGCUGUCCAUCCUGUGCCUCGUCCUGAUCCUCUACACCCGCAGGCGCUGGUGUAAACGUCGUCGCAUCCCUCAGCCCCAGAAGAGUGCCAGUGCUGAGGCUGCUAAUGAGAUCCACUACAUCCCCUCAGUGCUAAUGGGAGGCCAGGCCCGGGAGAGCUUGAGGAACUCCCGGGGUCAGGGGCCAAACUCCAGCGGCACCCUCAGCAUCCGGGAGACACCGAUUCUUGAUGGAUAUGAGUAUGACAUUACUGACCUCCGGCACCAUCUGCAGCGAGAGUGUAUGAAUGGUGGAGAGGAAUUUGCCAGCCAAGUCACUCGUACCCUGGACUCCCUCCAGGGUUGUAAUGACAAGAAUAAUAUGGACCUCACACCUGUGAGUGACAACACCAAGCUGGCCCUAAUGAACAAAUACAAGGACAACAUCAUUGCCACGAGUCCCAUCGACAGCAACCACCAGCAGAACACCCUGCUUCCACACAACACCUCCACCAGCCAACGCAAACGUCUCUCCAGCAACACCCGUGCGGGCUCAACUUUCUUGAACCCAGACGGGGACUCUGGGACGGAGGCAGACAGUGAGCCUCAGCUGGCCUUUUACACCGACCCAAACCGCAGUCGCCGCCGGAGUCGAGCAGGUUCUCCACGGAGUCCCAUCAGUAAGACCACCCUGACUCUGAUCAGUGUCAUCAGCUGUGUGAUCGGCCUGGUUUAUUCCUCUCACCUUUCCUGCAGCCUCUCAGUUCGGGUAAUCCUACACGUGCCGGAGCACCUCAUUGCUGAUGGGUCGAGGUUCAUCUUGCUGCAGGGGAGCCAGUUAGAUGCCUCAGACUGGCUGAACCCAGCCCAGAUCUUGUUGUACUACCAGCAGAAUGCCAGUGGAUCCUGGGUCAGUGAGCUGUGUGGACGACGCCUGCUGGACCCCUGUGAGCAUCAGUGUGACCCAGAGACAGGAGAAUGCCUUUGCCUAGAUGGUUACAUGAAGGACCCAGUCCACAAGCACCUCUGCAUUCGCAGUGAGUGGGGGCCCAAUCAGGGUCCAUGGCCAUACACCAUCUUCCAGCGUGGUUUUGAUCUUGUAAUGGGAGAACAACCUUCUGAUCGCAUUUUCAGGUUCACAUACACCUUAGGAGAAGGGAUGUGGCUGCCACUGAGUAAAAGCUUUGUCAUCCCCCCUGCCGAGCUCGCCAUUAACCCCUCAGCCAAGUGCAAGACGGAUAUGACAGUCAUGGAGGAUGCAGUUGACGUACGAGAGGAAUUGAUGAUCAGUUCAUCCUUUGACUCUUUGGAGGUUCUCCUGGACUCUUUUGGACCAGUCAGAGACAGCCGCAACUUCCGCUGCAUAUCUGACCGAAAGGUGGACUCUACUGGAUGUGUGUGCCCUCCAGGGUUGAGUCCUAUGAAGGAUGGGACCGGGUGCUACGACCAUCACAUUGGCAUUGACUGCUCCGAUGGUUUCAAUGGAGGAUGUGAGCAGCUGUGUCUCCAGCAGCUGGCCCCUCUAGAGGAUGACCCAACACUCUACAACAUCCAGAUGUUCUGUGGGUGCAUCGAGGACUAUAAGCGUGGUCCUGAUGGGAGGUCCUGCCUGCCGCUGUCUGAGGCAUGCACCGAUGGAAUCGACUGUGGGGAAGCAGUGGACAUCCCUGCUAAUCAGACUGUGUUCGGAGACCUUUUCUACGGAUACAACAACCACACCAAAGAGAGCAGCUCUGGUCAGAUCCUCAAGGCCACAUUCAGGCAGAAGAACUUUGCCCGAGGCAUUGAGCAGCAGCUCCCAGAUGGCAUGGUUGUAGCAUCAGUGCCAACGGAGGUUCAGUGUCACGAGGAGCUGUCAGACCCUGUGCCCGACCCAGAAUACCUCACAGGCAUGGUGAACUACAGCGAGGUGUCUGGCUACCCCUUGGUUCAGCACUGGAGUCUUCGCUCUGUGCUGUAUCACGUCAAACUCAAUCAGUGGGUCCUCUCUCAAGCCUUUAGCUCGGCCAUUCAUUCUCUGGAUGGGGCAACACAGCGGAGUGACUUUGUCUCCAUCCUCAGGGAGUUUGGGAACCACUAUGUGCAGGAGGCAGUGUAUGGGUUCCAGGAGUCCUGUACCAUCUGGUACCCCAACAAACAGGUCCAGAGACAGCUGUGGUUGGAAUAUCAGGACAUUAGCAAAGGUAACUCCCCUUCAGAGGAGUCAGAGGAGCGUGAUAAGGAGCCGAGGACGUUGACCUAUCCUGCGUACAUCGCCAGCCUGCUGGACACGGGUGCAAAGCGUAUGGCUGCCGGUGUCCGCAUGGACUGCACCAGCCAGGGCCAGUGCCCACGUUCCUGCCACCUCUGCCACAUGAGCCCGAGGGCAGCUCAUGGGCGGCAGCAGUCUGAGCCUGUCCUGCUGCAGAUUACUAAGGCUGCACCCAUCUAUGAAUUAGUGUCCAACAAUGAGACAUACCAGGCUCUUCAGGAGGCAAUGAUGAGCAUGCUGUGGUGUUCGGGGAAGGGCGAUGUUAUCGAUGACUGGUGUCGGUGCGAUUCUAGUGCUUUUGGCACAGAUGGCCUGCCCACCUGUGCCCCACUUCCCCAACCUAUGCUAAAGCUGUCUUACACCUACGAGCCCAGCAGCUCAUUAGUCAUCAUGGAAUGGAACCACACUGAGCCGCCAAUCGGCGCCCGGAUCGUAGAUUACCUCAUCAGCCAAGAGAAGGUGACGGAGCGGACUGACCACUCCAAAGUUGAGACAGAAACCCUUCUGAGCUUUGUGGAUGACAUCUUGUCUGGGGCCAGGUCUCCAUGUGUGAUGUUAGGGAACAUCCCCAACCUCCUGUCCUCUUCAAUCAGUAUGAUUGUUCGCUGCCUGGAACCUGACACCACAUACAUGUUCCGACUGUGGGCAGUAGACAACACAGGGCGCCGUUCCAGUUCAAGCGAGGUCACCAUCAAAACUCCAUGUCCAACUGUGGAUGAUGUCAAAGCACAAGAAAUAGCAGAUAAAAUCUAUAACCUGUUCAAUGGUUACACCAGUGGAAAGGAGCAGCAGACAGCCUAUAACACUCUGAUGGACCUGGGCGCUCCCACACUGCACCGUGUGCUCUACCACUACAACCAGCGCUACGAGAGCUUUGGGGAAUUCACCUGGAGGUGUGAGGAUGAGCUAGGACCCAGGAAGGCCGGCCUCAUCCUCUCCCAGUUAGAUGAGCUCUCGCUGUGGUGUAAGGGUCUUCUUCAGGAGCCAAAAAUUGGCCUUCGCAGGAUGUCCCUCAAGUUCCUGUCGUGCCGUUACACUGACACCAAGGCCUUUGGCCUGAACUGGUCGGACAUGGGCCAAGAUGUACACAAGGCUUGUGAUGAGCAGAUGCUCACUGUCAUGUAUAAUGACUAUGGUGAGCCUAAGGAGUUCUAACAGUUUUCUAAGAUUUCAGUUUGGAGGUGCACAGGAAUAUAUAUAGGAGAUUUAUCAAGCUCAUCAAAAUUAAAACACAUCGCACACCUCCUCUCUAGUGUUCUAUAAACACCAAACAUUUUCAGCUAUCUUGCUUAUAUUUGUCAACCCCAACAAAGAAGCAAUUAAAAUGCUGGUUUUACAUUUACUUCCAUAAGAUAUAUGCAUAACCGCACAAUGUCAUAAGCAAACGCUAACCAUUAUUUGUAAUGUCAUUUACUCUAUUUAGCUUUACCACUUUAUAAAUGUAUCUAAAAAUCUAAUCAGCGCUUCCAGGUAGGACACUGCUGAAGCCUGCACUGGAACUCUGGUGGUACUGGUGGCUGUGCCUUCUGUAAGGUAAUCCAUUCCUCCCUUGCAAUGAUACGUAAAAAUCAAACCAAACUUAACACAUUUUACAGAUGCUUUAGAAUAAAAUUACAGCACGCAUCAUCAUUUAUCUUCAGUCCCUCUUCUUACAUAACAAUGACAU
Monopterus albus (swamp eel) is the source of this 4617-nucleotide messenger RNA. RefSeq names its product astrotactin 1 (gene astn1). Gene Ontology annotation, molecular function: protein binding. Gene Ontology annotation, biological process: neuron migration; neuron cell-cell adhesion. Lineage: Eukaryota; Metazoa; Chordata; Actinopteri; Synbranchiformes; Synbranchidae. The record is from RefSeq and is a predicted model, not a curated record. Gene Ontology annotation, cellular component: membrane; endosome.